This is a messenger RNA of Octodon degus (degu), 1597 nucleotides long. It is a transcript of the gene Camk1g, whose product is annotated as calcium/calmodulin dependent protein kinase IG. Gene Ontology annotation, biological process: peptidyl-serine phosphorylation. Gene Ontology annotation, molecular function: calcium/calmodulin-dependent protein kinase activity; calmodulin binding; ATP binding. The coding region runs from base 115 to 1545 and encodes 476 amino acids. The record is from RefSeq and is a predicted model, not a curated record. The transcript has 13 exons. Lineage: Eukaryota; Metazoa; Chordata; Mammalia; Rodentia; Octodontidae. Gene Ontology annotation, cellular component: intracellular anatomical structure.
CUGCUAAUCCUCAUAGACCUGUAGGAGCAGGAGAGGGAGCACCUGGAGCUUGCUUCUUCGAUUCUUGAUUCUUCCGAAUCCCUGGCGACUCCAGCAGCUUCCACUCUGGAGGUGAUGGGACGAAAGGAAGAAGAUGACUGCAGCUCCUGGAAGAAACAGACCACCAACAUCCGGAAGACCUUCAUCUUCAUGGAAGUUCUGGGCUCAGGAGCUUUCUCAGAAGUGUUCCUGGUGAAGCAGAGGGUAACUGGGAAGCUCUUUGCCCUGAAGUGUAUCAAGAAGUCACCAGCCUUCCGGGACAGCAGCCUGGAGAAUGAGAUUGCUGUGUUGAAGAAGAUCAAGCACGAGAACAUUGUGACGCUGGAGGACAUCUAUGAAAGCACCACACACUACUACCUGGUCAUGCAGCUAGUUUCCGGCGGGGAGCUCUUCGACCGCAUCCUAGAGCGAGGUGUCUACACAGAGAAGGACGCCAGUCUGGUGAUCCGGCAGGUCUUGUCAGCAGUGAAAUACCUCCAUGAGAAUGGCAUCGUCCACAGAGACCUGAAGCCUGAGAACCUGCUGUAUCUCACCCCUGAGGAGAACUCGAAGAUCAUGAUCACAGACUUCGGACUGUCCAAGAUGGAGCAGAGUGGGGUCAUGUCCACGGCCUGUGGGACCCCAGGAUAUGUGGCUCCAGAAGUGCUGGCUCAGAAGCCCUACAGCAAGGCUGUGGACUGCUGGUCCAUCGGCGUCAUCACCUACAUACUGCUGUGCGGGUACCCACCUUUCUACGAAGAGACCGAGUCUAAGCUUUUUGAGAAGAUCAAAGAAGGCUAUUAUGAGUUUGAGUCUCCAUUCUGGGAUGACAUUUCUGAGUCAGCGAAGGAUUUUAUCUGCCACUUGCUGGAGAAGGACCCGAGUGAGCGGUACACCUGUGAGAAGGCCCUGAGGCACCCUUGGAUUGAUGGAAACACAGCCCUGCACCGGGACAUCUACCCAUCCGUCAGCCUUCAGAUCCAGAAGAACUUUGCCAGGAGCAAAUGGAGGCAAGCCUUCAAUGCAGCAGCUGUGGUGCACCACAUGCGGAAGCUCCACAUGAACCUGCACAGUCCCAGCACUCUCCCCGAGGCCAAGAACAGGCCACUCACGCCCCCAGCCUGUGACACCAACAGGCCCGGCUCCCCUGAAAUCACCGUCACUGAGGCCCCCAUCCCGGACCCAAUCACACCCCUCCCUGCACCAGCCCGGCCACCCUGCCAGCACAACCAGAGGCCAGCGGCCCCCGGCGGCAGGUCCCUCAACUGCCUGGUCAACGGCUCCCUGCACAUCAGCAGUAGCCUGGUUCCCAUGCAGCAGGGGCCACUGGCUACCGGGCCCUGUAGCUGCUGCUCCAGUUGCCUGAGCGUCGGGAGCAAAGGGAAGUCGUCCUACUGCUCCGAGCCCACCCUCCUCAGGAAAGCCAACAAAAAACAGAACUUCAAGUCUGAGGUCAUGGUGCCAGUGAAAGCUGGGGGCAGCUCCCACUGUCGGGCGGGACAGACUGGGGUCUGCCUCAUCAUGUGAUCCACGGAGCCAAUACCCGUGUCACUGUGGUUUCAGGAGAUGCGUUCAGCUC